CGCGAAUCGUCCACACCAAGUGUCAACUUGAACUUGUCCAUCUCACUAUUCAACGUCGUAGUCAAGGUCCAACAAAGGUACUCAGGCAAGGUCUCGUCGCCUUCCUUAACCUCUUUUAUAAAAAGGUCGUGUUACUUUUUAACAUCCACUAUGCAAACACGGUCGUCUCAAGGUUCAGUCCUUGGAAAGCGUGCUCAUCACGUUGACCAAAAGGCUGCCCCAUCUGCAUCAACGAGUGACAUUGCAACCGUGUCGCACCAAAUGUUAACCCCAGAACAGAGCCCUAAAUCGAAACGUGCCCGCAUAUCUCUCUCUACCGUGGAAGGAGAUUCAAACAAGGAAAACGUACCACCAUUUCGCAUUGACGCGUGGAACGACGUAACGGUGGAUACACCGCGUUCCGUUCGCCAAUUAGUAAUAUCCACUCCCCCACCAACUCCCCCAGUUUUACUACUUCCUGUAUACACUCGUGUUCGAGGACUUCUUCGUUCGACCAGCACCACUUCAUCCCCUAUAGCUGGCCGGGAGGACGAACGACAGCGUAUCCUGGAGUUCAUCACCUCUUCGUGGUCCAAUGAUGCACAUACGUCCUUAUACAUUUCUGGUACACCUGGAACUGGCAAGACCGCCCUCGUCAACUCCGUCCUGCGUUCGUUGGAGAAGUCUGAAGGGACGUCCGACCUGAAAGUGAUUACUAUUAAUUGCAUGGCCUUGGGUGGCGUUGAUGCCCUCUGGGAUCGUCUUUGCGAAGAGUUAUCCCACACAAAGUCUUCCAAGAAUACCGCAAAACCUGGCAAAGCCAAGGGCAAGCAAGCGGUCGAGAAGGCACUCCCUAGUUUAGAUCAUAAAUGCGUUCUCGUGCUUGAUGAGCUCGAUCAUAUUGCAUCUUCAAAUCAGACACUUUCGUCAAUUUUCUCCCUGUCUCAACACCACCCAUCCACCCUCCGCGUUAUCGGAAUUGCAAACACCCAUACCCUCACAUCUUCCUUGGCCCAGUUGUCUAUUCGUGAAGCUUCUAGCACCUUGACCCUUCACUUUGGCGCGUACUCCUCCCAGCAACUUCUUCAGGUGCUGCAAGCACGUCUGUCACCUCUCUAUGAUAAUCCACAAUGCCCGGAAGCAACAGAACAAGUCAAAAAGUUCCUUCCUACUUCAACAUUGACUCUCCUGACGAAAAAAAUCGCCUCACAAACUGGCGACGUUCGAGCCUUGUUUGAGGUCCUUCGGGGAGCAAUAGACCUGGCUGUCACAGGUUCGAAGGUCUCAGAUGCAGAUGCAAAUCCUCUCGCCUCUCCCCCUCUCAGCGUUAAACCAGAUCACGUUCUCGCUGCCCUCAAGGCUUACCUGCCUUCUACUGGCGGUGGUCGCUCCUCCUCUUCCUUGGCACCAUCCACCACCAGCAAUGAAACCGUGUCCAAGGUCCGUAACCUUGGCCUGCAAGUCAGACUGGCUCUCUUGUGCAUGCUUCUUGCAUCGAAGCGGAUGGGGGCAACUUUAGCCCUCUCUGUCUCCACCACUUCGACGCCUACCAAGACCCCUAUGAAGCGCACAAACUCUGCCAUUUCUCAAAGGACUGCUGGACUUGACGUCGCCCAACUCCAUGCAUACUACUCAACUGUUCUUACCCGUGCGGAUAACGACAUCUUCAGUCCAGUUUCCCGAAGUGAGUUUUCCGACCUGGUAGGAAUACUAGAGACGGUAGGACUUGUGUCGUCGAGUUCUGCCUGCAUUGCAACUCCCUCUCCGUCGAAGACCAGUCGUCGUGCGUUCGGCCGAGCUGCAUCGUUCGGUGGAGUAGCGAAGGGAGCCGCAGCUGGGCAAGACAUCAAGCUUGUGGAGACCAUUCGCACGGAUGAAGUCCUGCGUGGCCUUGGUGUUGCUGAUGGUUCUCUUGAGGGCGAUGUGCGUGAAGAGGAAGUCAGGGCUAUAUGGGCUAGGGAAUGUGGACGCAUCGCACGAGAGUCGAGAACGAAGUCGGCGCCAGGUAUGAGCGGUAACAAACCUUUCGAUGAAGCCUUUGAAAAUUAGAUGGGACUGAACACAUCCGAGCCAUUUCUCUUCGUUACCGCAGUGCUACCAUGUAGCCCUUCAGACACAUUUUGCUUUGUUAUACCAGUGUCUGUCCUUUUUUAUGCUUAUGUCUUAUACGGGAACACAUACUACACAUCAUCUCAUGUACCAUCAAGUAAUUCACAUGCUGCAUAGAAUUGCAUUUAUUUCACGAGUUCUUCCA
Messenger RNA from Suillus paluster, 2233 nucleotides. RefSeq names its product P-loop containing nucleoside triphosphate hydrolase protein. The record is from RefSeq and is a predicted model, not a curated record. Gene Ontology annotation, biological process: mitotic DNA replication checkpoint signaling. The coding region runs from base 151 to 2028 and encodes 625 amino acids. NCBI's taxonomy places the organism in Eukaryota, Fungi, Basidiomycota, Agaricomycetes, Boletales, Suillaceae. The transcript has 2 exons. Gene Ontology annotation, cellular component: nucleus. Gene Ontology annotation, molecular function: DNA replication origin binding; ATP hydrolysis activity.